Chrysochloris asiatica (Cape golden mole) is the source of this 423-nucleotide messenger RNA. RefSeq names its product 5-hydroxyisourate hydrolase-like. Lineage: Eukaryota; Metazoa; Chordata; Mammalia; Afrosoricida; Chrysochloridae. Gene Ontology annotation, molecular function: hydroxyisourate hydrolase activity. The transcript has 4 exons. The record is from RefSeq and is a predicted model, not a curated record. Bases 1 to 423 code for a protein of 140 amino acids. Gene Ontology annotation, biological process: purine nucleobase metabolic process.
AUGAGCUCAGGGGCUGCCCCGCGGCUGCGGCGGCUCCAGGGACACCUGGAGGUAAGGGGCAGCAGCAUGGAGCCCCACAGCAGCCCGCUGACCACACACGUGCUAGACACUGCCUCUGGGAAGCCAGCCCAGGGCCUCCACCUAUGUCUCUACAGGCUGGAGGGCCCAGGCCAGCAGUGGAUGGAGCUAAGGAAAAGCUACACAGAUGCUGAUGGCCGCUGCCCUGGGCUUCUGGAGCCAGGCCAGAUGAAUGGGGGCACCUACAAGCUGUCUUUCAACACCGAGGGUUACUGGAGAACGAGGGGGCAGGAGAGCUUCUACCCCUACGUGGAGGUGGUCUUCACUGUCACCAAUGACAUGCAAAGGUUCCAUGUGCCCCUGCUCCUGAGUCCAUGGUCCUAUACCACCUACCGAGGGAGCUAG